Molecule: messenger RNA, 2504 nt
Organism: Chenopodium quinoa (quinoa)
Lineage: Eukaryota; Viridiplantae; Streptophyta; Magnoliopsida; Caryophyllales; Amaranthaceae
Product: indole-3-acetic acid-amido synthetase GH3.5-like
Exons: 3
Coding region: 202-2067 (621 amino acids)
Cellular component (GO): cytoplasm
Molecular function (GO): indole-3-acetic acid amido synthetase activity
Source: RefSeq, a predicted model, not a curated record
GAGUUGGAGCAAAGCAAACACCCUUUCCCCUUUCCCCUUUCCCCUUUCUUUCUUCUAUAAAAACCCACAUCUCCCCUUCUUUCCUUUACACCCACACUCCCAUAACCAACAACAAACAAACCAUCUCAUUUCUCCCUCUUCUUUCUCUCUCUAUAAAAUUAUUUACGAAUUAACAAAAUUCAUUACCGUUUAGCUAUAGCCAUGCCUGAGGCACCAAAAGAAACAUAUGAUCACCCAAAAAAACCCAUGGAAGUUUACAACAUGUAUGAACAAAACAAGAAAUCUCUUGAGUUCAUUGAGGAAGUUACCGAAAAUGCUGAUCAACUUCAAAAGAGAGUUCUCUUUGAAAUCUUAACUCGAAACUCCAACGUUGAGUACCUUCAGAGGCAUGGCCUUAAUGGUGCUACUGAUAGGGAUACGUUCAAGAAACUCAUCCCUGUUAUUAAGUAUGAAGAUAUUCAAUCCGAUAUUACUCGUAUUGCCAAUGGGGAUAAAUCUCCCAUCCUCUGCUCCCAUCCCAUCUCCGAGUUCCUUACUAGCUCUGGAACAUCUGGAGGAGAGAGAAAAUUGAUGCCUACAAUUGAAGAGGAGUUAGACAGGAGGUGCAUGUUAUACAGCUUACUAAUGCCAGUUAUGAGUCAAUUUGUGCCUGGCUUAGACAAAGGCAAAGGGAUGUAUUUCUUGUUCAUAAAAUCUGAGGCUAAGACUCCGGGCGGGAUCUUGGCCCGACCCGUUUUAACCAGCUACUACAAAAGCUCACAUUUCAAAAACCGACCUUUCGACUCUUACACCAAUUAUACUAGUCCUAAUGAAGCUAUCUUAUGCUCUGAUUCCUACCAGUCCAUGUACGCCCAACUCCUCUGUGGCCUAUUCGAACACAACGAGGUUCUUCGGGUCGGGGCAGUUUUUGCCUCCGGGUUUAUCCGGGCCAUUAAAUUCCUCGAAAAACAUUGGACCCUCUUGGCCCAUGACAUCCGGGUCGGGUCACUCAACCCGCAGAUCACUGACCCGUCCGUUAGGGAUGCAGUGAUGCGGGUCCUGAAACCCGACCCUAAGUUAGCGGACUUUAUCGAGUUCGAAUGUAGCAAGAAGUCAUGGCAAGGGAUCAUUACUAGGUUGUGGCCUAACACAAAAUAUGUUGAUGUUAUUGUGACAGGGACCAUGGCACAAUAUAUUCCUACCCUUGAUUAUUAUAGCAACGGUUUACCCCUUGUUUGUACCAUGUAUGCCUCUUCUGAAUGUUACUUUGGUGUCAAUCUUAACCCACUCUGCAAGCCAAGCGAAGUUUCCUACACCCUUAUUCCUACCAUGGGUUACUUCGAGUUUUUACCCGUUCAGCGUAACAUCAAUGGCGUUACCAAUUCCAUCUCUAUGCCGAAAUCUCUCACUGAGAAGGAGCAGCAAGACCUCGUCGAGCUCACUGAUGUCAAGCUCGGCCAUGAGUACGAACUUGUCAUUACUACUUAUGCCGGUUUGUACAGAUACAGAGUAGGCGACGUUCUGAGGGUGGCGGGAUUUAAGAACAAGGCACCACAAUUCAACUUCGUGUGCCGCAAGAACGUGGUGUUAAGCAUAGACUCCGACAAGACCGACGAGGUGGAGCUCCAAAACGCGGUCAAGAAUGCCGUAACACACCUACAGCCAUUCGACGCCACCCUACUAGAGUACACUAGCUAUGCUGACCUAUCAACCAUACCAGGCCAUUAUGUACUAUUUUGGGAGCUAAGCCUAAAUGGCUCCACCAUGGUACCGCCUUCGGUUUUUGAGGAUUGCUGCCUAGCCAUCGAGGAGUCCCUUAACAGUGUGUACCGGCAAGGCCGGGUUUCGGACAAGUCCAUCGGACCACUAGAGAUCAAGAUAGUCGAAAACGGAACGUUUGAUAAGCUUAUGGAUUAUGCCAUUAGUUUAGGGGCGUCUAUUAAUCAGUACAAAACUCCUAGGUGUGUUAAGUUUGCACCCAUUGUAGAGUUGCUUAACUCGAGAGUUGUGUCAUCGUACCGUAGUCCGAAAUGUCCAAAAUGGGUCCCAGGUCACAAGCAAUGGUGCAAUGGUAAUGAAGAAAGAUGAGGGGUAAAGAAGUAAUUUCAUUGCUUGAUUGUGGUUGAAUGAAUGUUAAUGGAGGAUAAGAAGAAGAAGAAUGAGCUGUUUUUGUGAUCAUUUUGGGUAGGAGGAUGAUCAAUUCAAGGACCCAUUUUAGAUGGAGUACUAUUCAUCGGUCUAAUUUUAAUUAAUUAGUUUCUUUUUUUAAUCUUUUUUUUUUUUUUUUUUUUUAUCUUAUGUAUGAAUUUGUAGCACUUGUUCAUGAGCAAUGUGUAGGGACAAUGAAAAUGUUUAGGUUUCGUUUGUACAAAAUUAAUUAAUUCCCUCUUUUUCUAAAGGAGGAACGUUUUUUAAUUUCUUUAACUGUCUUGGUGUACUCGUGACUGUAAUUUAUCGCUGCCUGUUAAAAGCGAGUGGGUGUAUGAUAACGAAAUAUAUCCAAUUACGUAUAGCAUUCUUAUGAA